AUGGCUCAAUUAGAAGUCUCAUUAGAAGAUCAACAGAGAAUCAAUAAAUUCGGAAAUUUAAACUCCCAAGUAGCUGCUUAUAAGAUCGAGCUUGAAGCUUUGAACGACAAAAAGACAAAAUACGAAACAGCCAAAGAAGAUCUUGAAUUAGAGAUGCCAGAUGAUGUUCCUUACAAGAUUGGAACAGCCUUCAUUACACUCUCUUGCGACGAUGCAACAGAACAGCUUGACGCUGAUCUUGCCGAACUUCAACAAAGGAUUGAUUACGUUCAGAAUGAAAUCGAUGUUCGCGAUAAGGAAAUGAAAGAACUUCGUACUGUUCUUUACAGCAAAUUCGGUAAGGAAAAUAUCGGUCUUGAAGAAUAA
Molecule: messenger RNA, 366 nt
Organism: Trichomonas vaginalis G3
Lineage: Eukaryota; Parabasalia; Trichomonadida; Trichomonadidae
Product: unfolded protein binding
Exons: 1
Coding region: 1-366 (121 amino acids)
Biological process (GO): protein folding
Cellular component (GO): cytoplasm; prefoldin complex
Source: RefSeq, a predicted model, not a curated record